GCCUCACAUGACCGCGGCCGCGAUGGACGGCGAGCCGCCCGCGGGCACGGCCGGCACCGGCACAGGACUGAUGUAACAUAUUGAGCAGCAGCCUUUGUGGAAAAAAUGUCCUACUGUACCAAAGAGAGAGCUUGCUCAGAUUUGGCAAAGCCUCCAGUAAAUGAACCAAGGGAACCGGAACAGUUUCUAAUGCAGACGCCCCAGGGAAAUCCACUGCUGCUUUCCCACACCCUACAAGAGCUAUUGAGCAAGGAUAGCGUGCAGGUGGAGCUUAUACCUGAGAAGAAGGGCCUUUUUCUGAAACAUGUGGAAUAUGAGGUUUCCAGCAAGAGGUUCAAAUGCUCAGUCUACAGGCGAUACAAUGACUUUGUGGUGUUCCAUGAGAUGCUGCUCCAGAAGUUCCCGUAUCGCAUGGUGCCGGCACUGCCACCAAAGAGGAUGCUGGGAGCUGAUCGAGAAUUCAUAGAAUCGAGGAGGAGAGCGCUGAAGCGUUUUAUAAACCUGGUGGCUCGACACCCCCCUUUCUCAGAAGAUGUGCUCUUGAAACUCUUCCUGUCCUUCAGUGGCUCAGAUGUACAGAAUAAGCUAAGGGAGUUGGUCCAGGGAGUAGGAGAUGAGUUUAUGACCUGCAAAUUAGCCACCCAGGCCAAGGACUUCCUCCCAUCUGACAUACAGGCCCAGUUUGCUGCCAGCAGGGAGCUCAUCAGAAAUAUUUAUAACAGCUUUUAUAAGCUUCGAGACCGUGCGGAGAGAAUCGCUUCUCGAGCCAUUGACAACGCCUCCGACCUCCUCAUAUUUGGGAAGGAGCUCAGUGCUUUGGGCUCAGACACUACCCCACUUCCUUCCUGGGCUGCUUUGAAUAACAGCACAUGGGGGACUCUGAAACAAGCCUUGAAGGGUCUGUCUGUUGAAUUUGCACUUCUGGCAGAUAAGGCUGUGCAGCAGGGUAAACAGGAAGAGAAUGAUGUGGUGGAGAAGCUGAACCUUUUCCUGGAUUUACUCCAGUCCUAUAAAGACCUGUGUGAAAGGCACGAGAAGGGGGUGUUGCACAAGCACCAGCGGGCAUUGCACAAGUACAGCAUGAUGAAGAGGCAGAUGAUGAGUGCCACUGUGCAGAACAAAGAACCAGAAUCAGUGGAGCAACUGGAGUCUCGAAUUGUGGAGCAAGAAAACGCCAUCCUGACCAUGGAGCUGCGGAAUUACUUCUCCCUGUACUGCCUCCAUCAGGAGACACAGCUCAUCCACAUCUACCUGCCUCUCACCUCUCACAUUCUGGGGGCCUUUGUCAACUCCCAGAUCCAGGGUCACAAAGAGAUGAGUAAAGUUUGGAAUGAAUUGAAGCCGAAGUUGAGCUGCCUUUUUGUGGGAUCUAGCAGUAUGCCAACUCCACCACUGUCACCUCCAGAGGGAAAUUUCUUCUCCAGUUAAUGCUCCGAGCACCCUGCAUGGAGCAAGAAGGGCAAUCAACGAAGGGGUGGGACCUCUACCUCCAGAUGUUAAAAUGAAUCCUCCAAACAGCUAUAUUUUUUUUUUUUUAAUACUGCUGCUUUGAGCUGCUCUCUGAUUUAGACAGACUGGAUUGUGGGGCAGAACAUAUGGAUCUAAAGACCAUCUCCUAAUUUUGCAGUGCUCUGGGGCAGAGCUGAUGUUGGUUGUCCUGCAGACACUCUCCAUGGGGUCGGGAUGUGGCCUGGCACAGCGAGUGCUGCAGUGCUGUUGCUGAUCCCUCUGCAUCUUGUACUAACAGCCCUCCAAUCAUGUUUAUCUGCAGCUGUGCUGACACAUCUCUGCACUGAAGUCUCUGAAGUGCUGAGAUGAACGGGAUAACUGAAGCACUUGCUUGUAGUGGAGAUAAAUUGCCUUUUACGCCUUGGAGGGCCUGUGUUAGGGACAUGUGUGCAUAAGGAAAGCUGAAAGCCAUCCCCCAUCCCGUUGUAGGUGUCUAGAUUUGAUUUCUUACUGCUAGACCUUAGCACAAAAUGAAUGAAGUGGUUGGAUUUUGUAACCCAGCUGGGCAGGGGUCAAUGCUGCUGUGUAAUGGGGUUCUCCCAUGAGGUUGGAUGGACUGUAUUGUCAGUGUGUUUCCCUUCAUGGUUGCAGGGCAGCCUGGGGACUUGCUCAUAUUUUUCAGUUUGGGGCCAAAGACAGCUGGGUUCAGGAACUCAGAGGAGUUUGCCUGGCAUAAAUGAGAAAAUAAUUGAAUAAAACACUCCUUAAUUGUAAUCCAGUCCUACUACAUGAGCAGAAUAGCUACAAGGUAGCUGUUUCCUUCUGGAGGUUCUGAUAUCCCUCUGUUAAGUAGCUGUUCAGGUCCACUGGAGAGCUGCUGACCCAAAGGCUGGUGUUUUCUUUGGUCUAAUAUCAGAAGUAUUCUGUUAUACCAGCAGGCUGGAACACAGUGCUGAUAAAGUUCAUUAACAAAAAAAAGUCAGUAUUUAUCAGGAUGUUACUGUCAUUCUUUUUCCUGGCUGUGGGUAACACUGGAGUGUGUUUGUGAAGGACAGGAGACAAGUGACAGUUCUCGUCUCUAAAAACAGCCCUUGGUAGUGGGGUUUUCAGAAUGAUUUGUGAUUGAGAUAAAGGGACUAAUCAUUCUCCACUUUGUAUCUCCAGUGACUUUCCCUCUGGAGGCAAAGGGGGAGGAGAAUGUGCACAUCAUGUUACCUCGGGGGAAAUGGUGCACAUCCUCCAGAGAAACUUAUAAUCCAAGGAACUGCAAACGUCUGCAGCAAAACUGUGUGAACAGGUCUCUCCUGAACCUGCCUUCUCUGGGGCCAAAAUAGCUUCUAAAGGGGAAUUUGAGAUUUGGCUUCUUAGCAUUUUCUUUGACUGGGUAAAAAGGAAGCAUAUUAACAAGGAUGAGUGCUCGCUGUCAAACUGGAACCAUUACAGUAUUUUUCUACUGGGGAACUUCCCCAUUAGCAGGAAAUGUAUUUAAAUCCUCUAAUCACAAAAGCUGCUUUUUUUUUUUUUUAUAAAUUUAGAAAACUCAGUACAGCAUGAAGCUCUUCCUAAUCCAGGUGGAAAUUCUGGGUUAGUUUCUUCAGCUAAGAGCAAGACAAAUUACUUGCCCAGUUUCGUGAGACUGGAAUAACCAUUCCUCACACUUAUCAAAAUGGGGUAAAAUAGAGUGAUAUGGGUGAGUUCCUUGGGUGCUGGGCCUUAAGCAGUGUGUAGCCAGCCUUGCUCAGAAUGCAUUAAGAGCUUUUUUCCAACAAUUCAAAUGUUAACUUGCUUUCCUCCUGUAUAUGGGCCUUGUGCAGUGAGACAGAUGAACUGCAAAUGGCUGUGACAGGUUUGAUUCUCUCCUGAAGAUUUCCAAAGCAAUGCAGAGGAGAUUCUGCUCACAAGGCAGAGCAAACUGUCAGAGGAGGGAAAUGUUUCUACAGUCCAGUAACAAAGAAGAUUAUUAUCUCAGGAAUGGCACAGAAGGUUUUUCUGCUUGACCUUGUCUUGAUUAGGAAGAUGGUUUGUGGUUCAAGUGUGGAAAGCGUGUUACCAGAUUUUUAUAUGCUCUUUACCCCUGGCAUGUUUAGAAGGUGUUGGCUGGUUAUAGCUGGCUUAGUCUGAGCACCCAUCCUCCCUUGUUUAUCCUUGUUUGCUUGAUGUGGUGAGCAGUCAAAGUGAGAAAAUACUGUAUGUUUUGGGGCAAGAUCUGAUACUUCUGGUGGAUCUUCUGUGUAAUUUGUUUGACUGGGCAAUGUUCCAUGGGAGCACUUGCAAAGCAUUGGCCGGAAUGGGACUUUACACUUCUCACUUCUAGAAAGAAUUUCUAAUUUUGGACUUUAUUUACAAUCAAAAAACAAAUCCCCCAAAAAACAAACAUCAAAAUGACAUUUGGGUUUUAGACUAACUCCUCUUUCCUGUUCUCCUUGAGAAUGAGAAUUCUACAGUCCAAAUGCAGAGAUGGUAGUAAUGAUAAACACAGAGCACAGGACCUACAAAGGAACUGGAAUUACAUUGAGAAAACACCCAUUCCUCCAUUGUCAGCCCUUGCCUCUCUGAGGAGAGCAGUUUUGGGGGUGGGUUUUUCUUGUUUUGCCUUUACUCUGUUCACCUGGUAUUUGAGAACAGAGGCUUUGUAUUCUCAAAGCUGAUCCAGCUGUUGGCACUUUCAGAGUUUAUUUCAUACUGGACUGUCAAGCUUCUGUCUCAUUCCUAAACACAUGCAGACACUAUUUCAUAUAACCCUUAGUUUCCAAACCUUUCCUUUGGGAGACUGGUCAGUGUGCAAAUAGAACUGUUAUGUUUACCUCAGUAUGUGAGGGAUUUCCUUACUGUGUUUUGUUCGUUCAGUUUAUGGAUCUGUCAGACUUGGAGGGCUGCAUCAAGCACAGCUUCCUUCCCCUGCAGGGAUGCAGCAGGGAAUCCAGGGGAUCCAUCAGGCUGCCUGUCUGCCCUAGUCAGUGUGGGGGAAACAGCUGUGGUGACCUCCAUGCUACUGCCUUCUGCAGUAAACACUAAGCAAACCAGACUGAGGAGUGUGUGCUGCCUAUCCAAGAGCUGAUGCUCCUGUAAGACGUGAUGUGCCUUUGUGAAUGGAAGCUUUUCUGUGUGUGCUUGAGGUCAGGGGACCUUCAGGUGUUCAAAACAGCGAUGGUAGAAAAGGCCUCCAGUUUUUCUGUCAGUGUCUCUGUCAGGUCUGUUGGGUAGGUACCAGGGUGGUCAAAACCUGAGACCCUGAAAGCUGCCUGAAAAUUGUUCUAUCAAAAGGGCUCUAAGUUUCUGUCACUCCUGAGGGCUUCUCCACUUCCAGCUGUGAAGUGGCUUUUUGUCCAGUAUCACGUGUUGAAAGACUCCAAACUGUAUUUACAAUACAACUUUAGUCUUUGAUCCUUCUUUCUCUCUCUUUCCAUCCUCCUUGCAAGUUGCUCCUCCGAAGCUGUAAUGUGCUCAAUGAUGCCUUGCUGCAUUCCAGUGCUUUUACUCUCCUACUUUGAUCAUGCAAGGGUGUAAUUCCUGGAACUUGAAACAGGCUAAUUUACACCCUUCAGUUUGUGCUGUUUCCUAAAAGACAAAGCUCACCAGCUGGAGACAAAACUUAAACCACGUCAGUCUCACAAGAGCAGCAGGAGCAGUAACAUCCCAGCUCUUUGACAUGACCUGGAAGUCAGGGCUGGGGAAAGCAUCCUCCUGAAAGGACUGACCUGACUGCAGAGAGGGGAUGGCAAAGAGAAGUGCAAGCCUGAGCUGUGCUUGUUCUGUUCCUUCCUAAAUCCUGGAGGAACAGAAAGUAAUUCUGUGUGAUUCUGUGAUGUGCUCUCUCUCACCCAGCAGUUUACAGUUUCCACCAGGAAAUAAAUCCAGAUAUAACAGGUAUUGGCUGUCAGUCACUCCCUUUCCUACCACACAGUAAGGUCCUACACCCUGUUAAAGCUGCCUGUCCUCCUGGGCUUAUUCUCUCUCCUACUUGCCUCAAGCCAUUCAUUCUCUCUGUUAGAGCAGCCAGAAACCUCACUGCCAGGUCAGAAGCAGAGGUGGGUAUCAAAACCUCUGUAAAUAACUCAGUGUGCAGCACAAAAGGAAAAGUAAGGUUUUAAGGUGUUAAUUCCUCCUCUAAGUCUGAGCUGUGGCUUGCUGAGUAGAUGAAGAAGGGCAUUUUUGAGUGGGUAUUUUCAAAACUGCUGGAGGGAGACAAGAAGCAAAUUUUUGUUCAAAGGGUGUGAAUAUGGCCUGCCUGGAAUAUCCUGUAUCUUUGCUUUGCUCAAAUAGCCUUAUGUAUGAAGCACUUUAUCCAAAUGCAGGAAUUAAAGAACUAUUACUACAGCUGGUAGACUGGAAAUGUUUACAGAUCCUACAUUACAUUCCAAGAUUCUAUCUGUAAGUGUUAUAUGUUUGUAAAAGUGUUUAAAAAAA
This is a messenger RNA of Neopelma chrysocephalum (saffron-crested tyrant-manakin), 5856 nucleotides long. It is a transcript of the gene SNX8, whose product is annotated as sorting nexin 8. The record is from RefSeq and is a predicted model, not a curated record. The transcript is spliced from 12 exons. Gene Ontology annotation, molecular function: phosphatidylinositol binding. Gene Ontology annotation, biological process: retrograde transport, endosome to Golgi. Bases 106 to 1428 code for a protein of 440 amino acids. NCBI's taxonomy places the organism in Eukaryota, Metazoa, Chordata, Aves, Passeriformes, Pipridae.